AUGUGCCGUCUUGCCAUCGUCUUGUGCGCCGUCGCCGCCGUUGCCGUUUACGCUCAGCCAGCCGGCGGCGAUGAUGUGCCGCCAUUCCUUCGCCGCGCCACACCGGCCCAACUCCAGUCGUUCCAGCAGCUCGUGCAGACCAACGGACAUCUCACCGACGCCGCUUUGGACGCCAAAGUCGCCGGAUGGGCUCAACAGCAGGGUGGAAACGUUGCCGCCGACUGGGCUGAAUUCCAAAAGUUCAUCAAGCAAUCGCAAGCGCAAGCCGAGGCCGCCCACAACGCCGCUCUAGCUCACUUCUCGCCGGCCGCCAAGAAGGCCGACGCCGAUUUGACGGCCAUCUCCAACGACGCCUCGCUCUCCGUCAAGGCCAAGGGCGACAAGAUCCAGGCGUACCUUCAGUCGCUUCCAGCCAACGUGCGCGCCGAGCUCGAGAAGGCCCAACAACAAUAA
Molecule: messenger RNA, 453 nt
Organism: Caenorhabditis bovis
Lineage: Eukaryota; Metazoa; Nematoda; Chromadorea; Rhabditida; Rhabditidae
Source: the annotation of a GenBank genome assembly